Messenger RNA from Aspergillus wentii DTO 134E9, 664 nucleotides. RefSeq lists its product as uncharacterized. The transcript is spliced from 2 exons. The coding region runs from base 1 to 600 and encodes 199 amino acids. The record is from RefSeq and is a predicted model, not a curated record. Lineage: Eukaryota; Fungi; Ascomycota; Eurotiomycetes; Eurotiales; Aspergillaceae.
AUGACUUCAGUAUUCUUGUUUUGCACUGCUGACAUCCCAGCCAAGACAAUCAACAACUUCCUAACAACAAUAACCACUGCCUUUGACAACCUUCCCAUCUUCACUCUAAUCUGCACCCCAGACCAAGAGCAUAUCGACGAAUGGGGCACCACCCCGCCCAUCGCACCCUUCACCACCGGCUUCAAAAGCACCUCCGAUAGAGAUCUCCGCAGCUAUACACGCACCCGCAUCGAGGAACUCAAAAAGACAAACUCCGAAGGCCAGCUUUCACCCAACUGGAUCGCCAUUCUCGACGAGCGGUCCAUCCACGACUCGACUGUGAUUCUGCAACACUGCUUGGCUAAAUCAAGCUGGGCUAUAGCGUUGCAAGAUGCAGAAGUGGAGUACCACGUGCCCGGGGAAGCGGAUGUAGAUGAGACUGAAAUCUGGUGGAAGUGGAGGGUGAAGUUUACGGAUGCGUUUCAGUUGUUUAUGAGUGUUGAUGGGGGGCAUGGGGACUGUAGGGUUAUGAGUUGGUAUACACGACCGGAAGGGUAUGUGGAUGGAGUUUAUGAUGUGAAUAUUGCGAGGAGGAUUAUCAAUGGGGAGAUUCCAGAAUAGGACAUUUAAGUGUAUAUAGAAUGCGUAUGGAUGACGCAGACCCGAGAUAAUCAUCAUGUGAUGC